Messenger RNA from Nanorana parkeri, 737 nucleotides. RefSeq names its product NHP2 ribonucleoprotein (gene NHP2). Lineage: Eukaryota; Metazoa; Chordata; Amphibia; Anura; Dicroglossidae. Gene Ontology annotation, cellular component: box H/ACA snoRNP complex; nucleolus. The record is from RefSeq and is a predicted model, not a curated record. Gene Ontology annotation, biological process: ribosome biogenesis; rRNA pseudouridine synthesis; snRNA pseudouridine synthesis. Bases 43 to 504 code for a protein of 153 amino acids. Gene Ontology annotation, molecular function: box H/ACA snoRNA binding. The transcript is spliced from 4 exons.
GUGUAGAGAACACGUGUGUGAUAGUGGCUCCCAGUUUUCAGCAUGACCAAGGUGAAGAAAGAGAAGCGGCGGGAUGACGAGGAAGAAGCGGAAACUGCACCGGAGCAGACACAUGAAGAGACACCGACCGUACUCAACCCCAUCGCCCAGCCGCUCGCAGGACGGAAACUUACCAAGAGACUGUACAAGUGUAUCAAGAAAGCCAUCAAGCAUAAGAAUAUUCGGAGGGGUGUAAAAGAGGUGCAGAAGUUCAUCAAUAAAGGAGAAAAAGGAAUCGUCGUGCUUGCUGGAGACACCCUUCCCAUUGAAGUUUAUUGCCAUGUGCCUGUCAUGUGUGAGGAUCGUGGAAUUCCAUAUGCAUACAUCCCAUCCAAAUCUGACUUGGGUGCAGCAGCUGGCUCCAAGCGGCCUACCUGUGUUAUAUUGAUCAAGCCAAACAGUGAAUACGAAGACUCGUACAAUGAAUGUAUGGAAGAAGUGCAAGCAUUACCAUUACCAUAUUGAUUGAGAACUUUUUGGAGGAAUAAUGAAAAUAAUUCAAUUAUUUUGCUUUUAUUUUGAAUUGUACAGUUAGAUUUUUCUUGUUUUUGCCAGAUGGGGCAUUUUAGGUAUUUUUGUAUACUUCUGUAUUUUGUCUAAGUUGACUGGUUUGUGUGUAAUACAUACAUUGUAAUGGACGCGAACCUUCGUUGACUGCAACAAAUUAAACUGCCCACUGUGUAUGGGGCUAAACACAC